Molecule: messenger RNA, 1845 nt
Organism: Desarmillaria tabescens
Lineage: Eukaryota; Fungi; Basidiomycota; Agaricomycetes; Agaricales; Physalacriaceae
Product: acid protease
Exons: 9
Coding region: 187-1746 (519 amino acids)
Biological process (GO): proteolysis
Molecular function (GO): aspartic-type endopeptidase activity
Source: RefSeq, a predicted model, not a curated record
AGGAAAUGUACUAUUCGGGGCCCUCCUUCGUUACGACUUCAUUCUUUCUCCCCUUUCCCAGUGUUUUGCCAGUGGCGUUAUCUGUUUUUCUCAAGGCCGGGCCUUUGACUGCUUUCCUUUAAAAUCUUUCAUUUUCAAUUCACCACCUCCCCACAUUCACCUCGUUCUCCCUCUCCUUCUCCUAAUAUGAACCUCAGUCUUUCUUUCUGUGUGCUUCUGGCAGGCCUUCUUUUUGCGUUGUCCGCUCAGGAUGCGGACGCCCACCCGGUCGUUAAGCGCGGUGGCAGCGUUACACUCCCUCUCAAGCGCAUUCAGCAGCGCUCAGAUCUUCAUCCCCAGAUCCUUCACCAGCAGAACAUCAACCGCGCUCUUCGUCGUCUUGCCCGAAUGACUGGCAGACAAGCUCCCUCUGACGCAGAACUCCGGCGCAACCUCGAAAGGAGGGUGGCGUCGCUGGAGAAUGAUCCUGUCUUCAAACGGUAUCAUAGGUACAUUCCUCCCGGGAACUCCAAGCGUUUCAACCGGGAGGGGGUAAGCGGUAGUCGUGUCAACGCGAUUGUUGGCAGGAAGCAUAAUCAUAAUCAGGGAAACAAUGCCAACGGUUCUACCGGCUCAACUAGUACUAGCAACUCAACUGCAAAUGCGGCUACCUCAGCUGUUAACGCUGCUUCUACAUCUGGAUCUUCCUCGUCUGCCGCUUCUUCUGAUGUUACGGUUGCAAACACCCCAACGACUGCUAAUUCACUUGGACUCGAUAUCGAAUCUGAUGAUACUGGUUACCUUGCGACGAUCCAGAUGGGCACACCUCCACAAGAUUUCUUGCUGCUCAUGGACUCGGGAUCUGCUGAUACCUGGGUUGGUGGGGAGAAUUGCCAAUCAGAGGGUGGUGGAGACUGCGGUAACCACAAUUUCCUCGGGUCGACCAGCUCUAGUUCAUUCAAGGACUCCAAUCAACAGUUCGCAGUUACAUACGGCACUGGUGAUGUCCAAGGCACCAUUGUCCAGGAUAAUGUGGUUGUGGCUGGUCUGAGUUUGGACGCACAUACGUUUGGUGUUGCUACCACCGAGUCUGUUGAUUUCUCUUCUGAUACGACUCCGUUUGAUGGCUUGAUGGGACUUGCUCAAUCCACACUUUCAGAGCAGGGCGUCAAGACACCUGUUGAAUCGUUAGCUGCUGCCGGUCUUAUUUCUGCUGCGAUUACAUCAUUCAAGAUUUCUCGACUUGCUGACAACCUGAACGAUGGUGAAGUUACCUUUGGUGCCCUCGACACUUCCAAGUUCGAUUCCAACACUCUUGUCACUUUGGAUAACCAGAGCCAAGACGGCUUUUGGGAGGGUGCUGUGGACUCUAUCACUGUUGAUGGAACCGAUACCGGUCUUUCUGGUCGUCUCGCUAUUCUCGACACUGGAACCACUUUGAUCAUUGCUCCCCAAAACGACGCUGUUGCUGUCCACCAGUUGAUCUCAGGUGCCCAAUCGGCUGGUCAGGGUAGCUUUACCAUUCCGUGCACUACCAACGCAAGCGUCGCUCUGACCUUUGGAGGCCAAGAGUUUACGAUUGACACUAGGGACUUGGCGUUCCAACCUGUGGAUGCCAAUGAUCCCACGGGAGACUGUGUUUCUGGUAUCGCUGCUGGGAGUAUCGGAGCUAACAACGAAUGGCUGGUUGGUGAUGUGUUCUUGAAGAACGCAUACUUUAGCACGGACGUCAACAAUAACAGUAUUUCUUUGGCGAAGCUUGUUUAAAGUUUAAGCCACCUUGGAUCACAGAUAUUUAUUAUGCCACGAUAGCUAGACUCUUCGGGAAUGCCAAUAUAAUAGGGGAUUGAAAGACAUUAAUAUUUG